UGCGGCAGUAGCUAUCAGUAGAUGCAAACACUUAGGGGAGGACUGGCGUUGGUUGGGUUUAGUGAAGAGUGUUGUGAUCAUAUUACAGAGGAGAGUAAACCUUGUCCGCUGUGCCACAUUGGAAGCCACUAACUGCCACAUAGAAUUGUAUUUGCAAGCAAAGCUAAAUACUUGUCCUAACAUCUGCCUCAGCAGGAGACUUAUAACUCAAAGAUUCCCAGUUUUUCAGAAUGGAUAUGCCGUAGCACCUGGACUCCGCGUGUGGGAACAAAGUGGUUUAUGUUUAGCUGGCGAGCUAGUUCGUUAGAUAGCUAUGGCACGUCUCAUGGAUAGCGGCUACUAGUUUCAGCAUUCUAAAUUAUGAGACGAGUGUAGUAACUAUGUCAAUAGUAACUGAUUCACGGGGCACCUACAUUAACUACAGCGUGGUCUCAAAAGCUGCAACUCUGAUUACUCACCAUAGUUCUUAGCUUGCAAGCUAGCUGGAAAAUGGGGCAACUCUGCGCUCCGCCUCGAUAAAAAAACUAUUUGGUUUAUUGCUAUGUGUAACUAAAAAGGAUUGUUUGGGUCAUUCGUCGGUUGUUACAUUGCGCAAACCAGUUUAUUUCUCCUGGUCCUAGAUGAUGCCACAGUGUGUGCCCCAUGCGCGCUCCGCAUAGUUCAUUGGAUUUUGCACAGCAGUCAUGUUUGCCGUCCGUAUCGUCACCGCUGACUACUACCUUACAAGUCCUCUCAAAGACUUGGACGUCAUUUAUAACGAAUUCAGAGAAAGUGACGUGAAGAAAGUACCAGUGGUUCGGAUUUUCGGGGCAACUCCAAUAGGUCAGAAGACCUGUCUCCACCUCCAUGGCAUCUUCCCCUACCUCUAUGUGCCGUACGAUGGCUAUGGGCAGCAGGCGGAGAGCUACCUGCGUCAGGUGGCCUUCAGCAUCGACAGGGCCCUCAACGUGGCCAUGGGAAACCCCUCCUCCAACAUGCAGCACGUCUUCAAGGUGGCACUGGUCUCCGGCAUGCCUUUUUAUGGAUACCAUGCCAAAGAGAAGAGCUUUAUGAAGAUCUAUCUGUACAAUCCUCAGAUGGUCAAAAGGGUGUGUGAGCUGUUACAAGGAGGUGCUGUGAUGAACAAGAGCUACCAGCCCCACGAGGCCCACAUUCCUUACCUGCUGCAGCUAUUCAUCGACUACAACCUGUACGGCAUGAACAUGGUCAACCUGGGAGCCGUCAAGUUCCGCCGGAGCCAGCAGCGCGAAGAGGGGUCUCCCCCAGAUCACCAGGUCUUCUGCAGCAGACCCUUGAAGAGCCCCUGUACCUCCAAACUGAGUGACAGUACCCUGGGAGGCACGUUUGUUCACUGGCAGGAGGAUGCCACACCCUGUUCUCUAGUCCUGGAGGAUGUGGAGAAACAGAGUACGUGUGAGCUGGAGGCAGAUGCUGUGGCUGCAGACAUCCUCAACCGUCUGGAGAUAGACAAUCAGAUUGGCAGGAACCCUGGCCUGCAGGUCAUCUGGGAGGACGAGAAGCAGAGACGACGAGAGAAGAACCAGUCAUCUCAGGUCGAGACCCCACAGUCACAGGAUCGCAGGUUUGUCGCCUCGACGGAGAGCGAGAGAAUCUUCAUGAAGAGAUUCAAGGAGAUCCUGAAGGAAAAUGAGUUUGAUGUUAGGACUCGGUCUGGGUCUGUGGAGGGCGCGGCAGAGGAGCAGGAUCCCUUCCCAGCUGAACGGCCUGGAUAUCCUGGUGUCCUGACCCCAGAGGUGCUGCAUUGUACACCAGCUAACCAGGUGGAGGUUCACAGAGACUCUCAGACAGACACUAAAAGGAACUGUGGUAAAGACCAGGGGGAGGCCAUUGUGGAUGAGGAGGCCAUUCUGAGUCUGUUGGAAAGCAGCCAGACCUUCCUCUCCCAGAGAUCCAGCCACUCCCCCUUACUAGAUGGCAGCCAGAACCAUGCCAUGGUGGACCUGCUGGCAGGCCUGGAGGAUGAUGGGUACAGAGCAGCCCAUAUGAGGCAGAACUCCCAGCAUUCUCUGCCCGGGGGAGGGAGCGUUCACUACAACAGUGACGAGGAGGAGGAGGGGCCAGAGCUAGAGAGGGAGGAGGCAGAACUCAGUCUGAUGAUGUCACAGAGAUGGGACAGCAACCUUCCAGAACAUUCUUCUAGACAGAGACCUGGUGUGAAGGAUGCAGAGGAGAGCUUCAGUGACGAGCCCCAGGAAUCCUCCGAUGAAGAGAUGGAAAGGAGGGGGGACAACUCUCUCUCUGCCAAUCUGUCCAUUUCUCAGCUGGACGGCGCUGCGGACGAGAACAGUGAUUCAUUGUUAACGGACAAAAGCUCCAGGACACACUCAUCCCUCACUGUCACAGACACGAUCCUGGGGAAGAGGAACCCCUUUCCUGGGGAGACUGUCCACCUGGAACCCCUGUCCUCCACCAAGGUCCUCCUGGAGUGCAAACACCCUGAACAUAGGCAGGCCCACUCACAGGAUGCAGAGGAACCAGCCAAUAAGCACUUCCUCGGCCAGGACAGCCACGAGUGCUCCACGGUGUUCAAGGUGAAUAAAGAGAGACCUUACAUCCAGCCGGUCAAACACCCCAUCCCCUGCAAUAUCGCCAACCAGGCUGAGGUUUCUCAGAUCUGUGUGGCCAAAAUGGACGUUGUUCGGCCUCUGUACACCUACGAGAAGAAGACUAUGGCCCUGGAGGAGUCAGACCUGGACGUCUUUCCGUUCAGCAACGGGAAGAUCACCCAGAGCAGGAAGAAGUACAGCAGUAUGAAGAAUGUGGAGAAGAAUCGUCUGUCCAUCCUGCAGAACCACAGGAGCUUCUCCCUGUGUUACUCUGAGCUGAGGAACUGCCCCAGUACGACAGAUCUAGAGCUGGGUCAGAAAGGCUGUAAAAGCCCAAUCCUGAGAAACAAUAUAACCCCAACUCCCUGCCCCAUAGAAGAGGACGAGCUCCUGGCCCCGCUGGAGGGCGGCAUGGGCCAGGACAGCGAGGACGGCGACAUGGGUGAGCUGAAGAUCCGGUACGAGGACUAUCAGGAGAACAAGACUGAGAGGACCAUAGUAGCCCAGCAGGAGGCACACUAUACGUUUUUCCCCAGUGUUAUUCUCUCCAACUGCCUAACCAGGCCAGCUAAGAAGGUAGUGGGCAACAAGCUGACCGAUGGCUGUGCUAAGCUAGAGCAGUCAGAGACACGCAGGUCCAGGCUAAAGCUUGGCAAGAGGUCUUUGGCUGCUGCAGCCCAGAACGCUAAUGUGUACACUGGGGAAACCCCAGCCUCUGACACCCAAGUCAGCACAGCCUUUAUGGCCAUCACGCCUACUUGUCCAAAGAGCACGGACGCCGAGGAGAAGCCAGUCACAGUGGCAAAGUCAGUCGUAGUGGGGACUGGACCCACAGAACCACGGCCAGAAUCCCCUGCCCUGGCCCCUACCCCUCUACCAGCCCCUAUUGCUUCCCCUGCAUCGGCCCCAGUCCCUGCCAUUCUGAAUUUGGCGUCUGUGGAGUGCAGGUUGGCCCCACUGCUUGAGCUCCCUGCUAAAGUAACCUGCACCAAAGCCUCAGGUCUGCCUGGUAGCAAGUACACCUUGAGGGCCAAACGCAAGAUGAGCUACGACAGUAGCGAGGACGGGGAACAGUCUGUAUCCUCUCGCAUGAAACACCCUCUGGCCCUCCGAGACCGCUUCAAAGAAAACUACGUCCUCAGCACGCAGGAACUAAAGUACCAGAAACGACGGAAGAUGUACAGAAAGGAGCCAAGGGAGCCGCCCAUCAUCAUCAAAUAUAUAAUCAUCAACCGGUUCAAAGGUCAAAAGAACAUGUUGGUGAAGAUGGCCAAGGUGAGUGCUAAGGAGCAGCGGGUGGUGCUGACACCUGACAGAGUGGAGACGUACACAAAAAUGUCCCCCAUCAAGACCUUCUGGCCUAAGGUUCCACAGUCUUGUGCGGUCAAAUUCCCUCUCAGUGAGCCCAAGGCUAGUAAGAAACAGCCCAAACGAAAGGCCAAGGUCAACACCACCACUAAGAAAACGGUCAACAGCCCACCCAGAGUCCGAGUUAGGCAAAGGGGUGAGAGGCCUAGAAGGACUAGAGGCCUUAGAAAAACCUUGACUCCCUCUCUGCCAUGGCCCUGGCCAUGUUACUGUGAACUGGCAGAUGACCACGUCACUGAGUACACUGAUGUGAUGGUGGAGUUGGGUUAUCUAUCUGAGAGAUCCCUUAGCCCUGUUGAUUCAACCCCACCCCGGUGUUGGUCCCCCAGUGACCCCCUUAUAGAAGCCAUAAGUUCUGAUCGGUUGGUGAACCGAUUAAAUGAUCCCUGUCUCACCUCUGUUUGUCAGGAACCCCCCCCAGAGUCGUUAGGCCGAGGCGUGCGGAACCGCAGCCGGACUGCUAAACCUAGAAAUGUAACCUCUACCAGCCCAAGAAGACGGAUUAAGCUUUCAGAGGAUGUCAAAAAGGAGAGCACAGCGAGAAGGAAAAGUACUAUUGGGACUCCAAGGAGGAGAAAGAAAGUUCUAGAAACAGUUGAUGGAACUAGUGUGGGUGGUGUCUGUACUACUACCAUCACCACAAGAACGAGGAGGCCUCGGGGGAAGAAGCAGGCAGAAGGGCCUGAACAGCCCCCUGUAAAAAGCAGAGACUGUGACAGUUCCCAGCACCUCUUCCCAGAGGGUGAGCUGCCUUCUACUGAAUCCUCCUCAGAGGACAUACCACCCUUUCAGAAGCCAGCAAGCAAAACCAGCCAAAUCAUUGACGGCUCUAAAUCCCUAACCCAGUUCUCGCAAUCUAUUGAACCAAAGUCUGAGGACUGUGAAAGCUCCAUCAUGGAGGUGAACCAAAGCUUUGCUUUUGAAUUCGUCCAAAUGCAGCCCGACCAACCGCAGGGUUGUGCUGUGAAGGCAGACACUACUACUGAUGAAUGCACAUCCCAACUAGUUAAAUCCCCAACCCAGGUGGAGGACAGAAAGGGCACCCCCAAAGCAGAGUCCCCCCACUCAGGCCUUCGGAAUGGGAAGACCUUACCUGAGGACAUCUCUGGCCUGGCUGUUCUAAAGAAGCUCCAGCAGAGAGAUGGGCAGUGCCUUUCCACUACAACACAGCCCCCUGGCUCCACACCAGACCCUGCAGCAGCCAAGCCAUCAAGAGCCAGGAGGGCUCCCUCAGCCACCCCAUGGAAACCCCGGGCCCCAAGAACUACAACUGCCAAGGAGGGGAAACCCAGAAGCAGGAAGGAGAAGGCGAACUCUCAGCCAGAGGUACCUGUCAAGCAAAAGCCCCCCAUGUCAGAUGACAGUCCAGUGUUCCUGUCAGACCCAGGCCUGGACAGCUGUUACUCCAUAGAGGACAGCCUGUCCCCAGAGCUCCCACACAACUACAACUUUGACAUCAACGCCAUCGGUAUCGGUAGCCAGGCAGAGUUCUCCAGCCUGUACAUGGGCAGCCAGUUUGUUCUGACCGACAAGAACCUGCCUCAGAAGUUCCUGAGUGACAUCACACAGGAGGCGGUACCUGCCUUGGCGCUGAGCUUAGAGACGAGGCCUGAGGUGCUGUUUGGCUCAGGGGAGGAGCUCCAAGAAAGCUUGUCCGGACCUCUGACUCCUGAACUCUUUGACAAGCCAAAAAAUGGCGAAUUUGUGUCCAAUCAUCGAUCACCUCUGGACUCUGAGAGGUUACCAAGGAGCAGAGAGUGGGGAACGUCUCUGGGCAAACUCCACAGCCUCAGCCACUUCCAGGGCUUUCACUGUGAGAGGAAAGAGCUGCUGUUCUCUGCCUUUGACCCCAUCUUACCACUGCCUUUGAGCUCUGCGUCUUUCGCAGACAACGAAGGGUUGCAGACUGGAGACCUACUGGAGGGGAAUUAUGCUUUUACAUCGACCACGCCCUGUAGUUCGCCACGCUCCUUUAGCUCGCUAUCCCAGGCGAAGGUCAUCAGCCAGCUCCUCAGAGGGACAGGGGGGGGGGCCCACAUCCUCAAGCCCCUCAUGUCCCCUCCCAGUCGGGAAGAGAUCCUCACCACCCUCCUGGACCUGGAGAUGUCUGAGGUCACCUUCCAGGAGCCCUUCUGCAGCAACCCCUCAGACGCCCCAGGGAAACCCAGGGAGGUUGGUGGGCGUAAGCUGAUGGUGGAGACCAAGUUGGCCAAGGAGCUGGCUGAGUUCAACGGGGACCUGUGUCUGGAGGGGCUACAGUUCUGGAAGACAGCCUUCUCUACCAUGACCCGGGCCGGCUCAUCUCACACACUGGGAGCAGAGGACACCAGAGACCAGGCCCAGCUCAGCCCCUCUUCAGCCGGGGACCAGAAGGUCAUCCUGGUGCCUUGCAUGAGUGCCCCCAGGCGGGAACGCGUCCAGCUAUGGCUGGAGGCCAGAAAACAGUACGAGCAUCUGCAGAGGGGCAGGAGAGACAUGGGAGAACUGGAGAGGGGAAGGUUGGAACAGGUAAGAGAAGAGCAGCAAACAGACAGGACUGAACAGCCCGCUCCGUUCCAUUGUUCAGCAUUGGAGAACGAGGAGGAGUUUGAGAAGCUCUCAGGUAUCAGGACUCGGAGGGAGAGGAGGAAUGAUCUGUCCCUACAGAUAUCACCUGUUGGAGGGGUGGAAACUCAACACAGUCCCAGAGUAGUGAAGCCUGUACCGGACAUUAACAUCAGAGACUCUGAGGAGUACUUUGGUAAAUCCAUCUCUCCACACCUGCUGCCAUGGCAGGAGCCCACGCAGCACAGUCCCUCAGGACCAGACGCAGUAGAGGGAGAGAGGAGAGGGUCAGAUCGAGGGUUACCCCUGUCCCCCAGGCUCUGCACCUCUCCAGAGAGGAGGGAGGAGAAGCACUUCCUCAGUCCCUCUCCCUUCUCUUCCAUGAAGCCCAGGGGGGACGGGGAGUGUACCAGCCCCCAGCUCCACAGCACCCCAGUCCUUAGGCGACACACAGGCAGGCAUGAGUCGGAGACUGUGUGCAGCACCCCUGUGACUGAAGACGCAGAGUCCACGUCUCAGAGACUGCAGCACAGGAGAGGGGAACACACAGACACCCUGAGGAGAGUGCUACUGACCACACAGAGGAAGAACCAGUUUGCUGCUUUGAACGCUCCAAAGAAAGACAACUCUCAGAUCGAGGGCCCCAGCAUCAGCAAUUCAUACGGAUUCAAAGUCAGCUUGCAGAACCUCCAGGACGCUAAAGCCCUGCACGAGGUGCAGCACCUGAUGUUGAUGAGCAUGGAGCUUCACGUGCGGACCCGGCGGGACCUGGAACCCGACCCUGAGUUUGACCCCAUAUGUGCCUUAUUCUACUGCUUCAGCUCUGACGCACCUUUACCUGACUCAGACAAGACCCAGCUGACUGGGGCCAUCGUGGUAGACAAGGACUGCCAAGAGAGUGGCCAAGGUGUCAGAGGAACAGCACCCCUGCUGGUAAGAUCAGGUGUCUCAGGACUGAAGGUCACCUACGCUGUGAAUGAGAAGCAGAUGUUCCAGGAAGUUGUCACUGUCAUAAGAAGGUUUGACCCAGACAUCCUGGUGGGCUAUGAGGUCCAGAUGCGUUCCUGGGGCUACCUCCUCCAGCGGGCAUCAGCACUCGGUGUGGACCUGUGCCAGCAGCUUUCCCGGGUACCAGGUAACGCCAAAGAGAACCAUUUCGCAGCAGAGAGAGACGAGUAUAGAGCAGACGCCAUGACAGAGAUACACAUCAUCGGACGUAUCGUCAUCGACCUGUGGAGAAUUAUGAAGACUGAGGUGACAUUGAACAACUACAGUUUUGAGAAUGUGGCCUUCCACGUCCUGCACCAGCGCUUCCCCCUGUACAGCCCCCGCUCCCUGUCAGACUGGUUCGACCACAACACUGACCUGUACAGGUGGAAGGUGGUGGACCACUAUGUUAGCCGGGUGGGCGGUACCAUGCAGCUUCUCCAGCAACAUGACAUCAUCGGCAGGACCAGCGAGCUGGCCAGGGUGUUUGGGAUCCAGUUCUAUCACGUGCUCACCAGGGGAUCCCAGCACUGUGUGGAGUCCAUGAUGCUGCGUGUGGCCAAGCCCAUGAACUACAUCCCUGUUACGCCCAGCAUACAACAGAGAGCCCAGCAGAGGGCGCCACAGUGCAUCCCGCUGGUCAUGGAGCCUGAGUCGCGCUUCUACAGCAACUCUAUGGUGGUGCUGGACUUCCAGUCGCUCUACCCCUCCAUCGCCAUCGCCUACAACUACUGCUACUCUACCUGUCUGGGCCACGUGGAGAGUAUGGGAACGGCCGAUGAGUUUAAGUUUGGCUGCACCUCCCUGAGGGUUCCCCCUGAGCUCCUCUAUCAACUCAAAAAUGACAUCACCGUCUCUCCCAACGGCAUCGCCUUUGUCCAGCCCACGGUGAGGAAAGGGGUCCUGCCCAGCAUGUUGGAGGAGAUACUGAAUACGCGGUUCAUGCUGAAGCGUUCCAUGAAAACCUACAAGCAGGAUAAGACCUUGAUGAGGCUGCUGGACGCCAGGCAGCUGGGACUCAAGCUCAUCGCCAACGGCUAUGCCGCCGCCAACUGCUCUGGACGCAUGCCCAGCGUAGAGGUUGGUGACAGUAUUGUCCACAAGGCCAGGGAGACCCUGGAGAGAGCCAUCAAGCUGGUCAACGACACCAAGAAAUGGGGAGCCCACGUUGUGUACGGGGACACAGACAGCAUGUUUGUCCUGCUAAAGGGAGCAACUAAAGAGCAGGCCUUCAUGAUCGGCAACGAGAUCGCAGAGGCAGUGACUGCUACCAACCCUAAACCUGUCAAGCUGAAGUUUGAGAAGGUGUACCUGCCGUGCGUGCUCCAGACAAAGAAGCGCUACGUGGGCUACAUGUACGAGAGCCUGGACCAGAAGGAUCCCGUGUUCCACGCCAAGGGGAUCGAAACAGUGCACCGAGACGGAUGCCCUGCUGUUUCCAAGAUUUUGGAGCGUUCCAUCAAGCUGCUGUUUGAGACGCGGGACAUCAGCCUGGUGAAGCAGUUUGUGCAGCGUCAGUGUGUGAAGGUGCUGGAGGCCAAGGCCAGCAUGCAGGACCUGACCUUCACUCAGGAGUACAGGGGCAGCGGCUCCUACCGGCCGGGGGCCUGCGUCCCUGCUCUGGAGCUCACCAGGCGUAUGAUGGCCUAUGACCGGCGCCUGGAGCCGCGGGCGGGCGAGAGGGUGCCCUACGUGAUUGUGUACGGGAGGCCGGGUGUGCCCCUCAUCCAGUUGGUGCGGCGGCCCCUGGAGGUGCUGCAGGACCCGAGUGUGCGCCUCAACACCACCUACUACAUCACCAAGCAGAUCCUGCCCCCGCUGCAGCGCAUCUUCCAGCUCAUCGGCGUGGACGUGCUCAGCUGGUACCAGGAGAUCCCCAGGGUCCAGAAGGCAUCGUGCUCCACCGUGGCUGAGAGGAAGGGGACCAUCUCCCAGUACUUCACCACGCUGCACUGUCCUGUGUGUGACGAGCUUACCCAGCUAGGGGUGUGUACCAGCUGCCGGGGCGAGCCCCAACGCGUGGCCAUCACUCUCCACCAGGACAUGCGGCUGUGGGAGAGCCAGCAAGAUCAGCUGCUACAGAUCUGUAGGAACUGUAGUGGCAGUGUGGAGCGGCAGGUUCUGUGUGUGUCUCUGGACUGUCCUGUGCUCUACAAGCUGUCCCGGGUCAACAGACAGCUCUCCAAGGUGCCCUACCUCCGACAGCUCCUGGAGCAGUUCUGAUUCUGAACACGUUCUGGCCCACUGCUCUGCUAUUCUGGUGCUAAACCAAUGCUGUCUCAUCCAGCUCAGUGUUUCCUUGUCUUUUCCUUUAAAUGGUGCUUUGAUUUGUUCUCAUUAGCUGCUAUUGGUUGGUUGUGCGUGAAGCUGAUGUUUUUCUUCAGAUGGUCUCGUCUGUACCAUAACGAUGGCAUUGACUCUGAUCGAAGAGGACCUUACCGUUUUAUUCUGAACUCGCAAGACUGAACACUAUUCCUAAGGAGCUCCCGACGAUGCGAAGAUUGACUAAAGAAACCACUAACUUCAUUUCCCUUUUUAUAUCAAAUACCAUUUUAUAAAUAGUUAUUGUACAGUGCCCAUCUGAAUUCUCUCUGUGCAUCAGCAUUAAAAAAGGAAAGCUCACAGUGGACAAAUCAACUAGCUAUUUUUGAUCCAUUCUGUUUGUGUGCCAUGGUAAUACGUUGUUUUCCCCGCCUCGAUUUGUAUUUAUGUCCAGUUUGGCAAAGCAUUAUCCUUAUACUCCGAGACACUGAUGCCUAUCAAGAGGAUGGGGACUAUUAAUUUCAGUUUUUACUUCUGGGACUGUUGCAAUACUGUGUUUUGAUAAUUUAUGGCAAGAGUAUAUUAUUUCCUUAAGCUUCUUUUUUUUAAUGCUUUCUCCAUGUUAACAGCAUAUUUCAUCUAACCAUGUCAGAUGGAUUCUAUUGUUUCCCAAAACUAUACACAGGAUCUGGAUUUUUAUAAAUGUAAAAAAUAAAAUAUGAAGGAAAUGUUUGGGUUUUUUUCCGUUUUUAAUGGACAUUGCUGUGGCUGCAGGUUGACGAUUGGUUUAAUAAAACUCCAUAUAUUA
Messenger RNA from Oncorhynchus gorbuscha (pink salmon), 10536 nucleotides. RefSeq names its product DNA polymerase zeta catalytic subunit-like. Gene Ontology annotation, molecular function: nucleotide binding; DNA binding; DNA-directed DNA polymerase activity. The record is from RefSeq and is a predicted model, not a curated record. Lineage: Eukaryota; Metazoa; Chordata; Actinopteri; Salmoniformes; Salmonidae. Gene Ontology annotation, biological process: error-prone translesion synthesis; double-strand break repair via homologous recombination. The coding region runs from base 684 to 9689 and encodes 3001 amino acids. Gene Ontology annotation, cellular component: zeta DNA polymerase complex; nucleus. The transcript has 32 exons.